AUGCAAGAAAAACUUGGGUCAAAUUACACUGUUUACGCUCGUAAAUUACCUUUUCAAAAUUGUGUCAAGGAAGAAUAUCAAAACAUAUUGAAGCAGAAAAUAACCUCGUGUUGUAGCGCUGUAAGAGAGAUAGUGUUUAGAGCCAAACUUUUUGUGAACUUGUAUCUUUCGAAAACCCCAAGUGAAUCCGUAUCUGAUGGUAUUUUUCGGCAACAGUUUUGGUAUCCUGUUCGUCAACUGGUGAACAAUAGAGAACCUAAAAACACCAAGCUUCUGUCACAAUUUUUUUUACAAGAAUGGGAUAACUUUAAAGCUGAAAAUCCUAAUGCCACUUUUAAUGAAUAUUUGAUUGGAGGAGCUAGCCAGUGCAUCGCUGAGGCCUGCAAGGAGCUGGCAACCACCUACGAGAAUGCAGUUGUAGAAAGACUUGAAAAUAUAUUGAGAGGAUUUUUGCAAUAUCAAAUUCAAAUUAUGUUUGUUUCCAUGGCUCCGAAGGACGUCAAUGAUAUUGUUAUAAAAUAUGGAUAUCAGUAUGUAUGCCAAGGUGAAGCGGUGUGGCCUGAACAGAAAUCACUUGAAGACCCUAUGAUCAAACGAAAAAUUGAUGAACUAUGCCUGCCACUUAAAAGCAAACUCAAUGCUAGAGUUAGUAUAAAAUCAUUAGCUGAUAACUCUGGCUUUUUUGUUCCUCCGUUGUUUCAUAUACUGGCUGUCUUUGAAAGGGAACAUCAAUCCCAUAAAGCGUUUGACGUUAGAAGACUUCCUUUACCAAGGCUGUUCAAUGUAUUCCCUUCAUCAUCAUGCCAUUGGCGAUCAGUGACAAUUUCGGUCAAUGCAUUAGCAGCAUUUCUUCCUGGUCAACCACUCCCCAGAGGGUAUAAUGAUCAGCUGCAUUUAUUUUACAAGGUAUUUGAUUUUAAACCGCUUAGAACCAAAUCGAUUAAAUCUUUAUUACCCACUGGAACAAAUAAGAGGCUCUUUGGUAACCUGAUCAGAUCAGACGGUUUUUCUGUUGGUUUUGUUUUUAACAAACGAACAAUCACAGAAAAACGUUUAACCAAGCAAAUCAAUCAAGUUGAUCUGAUCCUGGAUGGUUUUGAGCAGCAUAAAGUUGGCAGCCACUAUUUACCAAUAGCCGUAGAUCCAGGAAGAAAAAGGGUUUUCACUGUAUUUGCUGGUUCAACUGGUAAUAUUAACAACUUCAGACAAUGUUCCAUCAAGGAAUAUUACCACUUGAAAGGCUCUACAAAACUCUCAGCAGAGCAAGAAAAGAAAAAGAAAGCAUGCGGUAUUAAGACGAUUGAAACAAAUAUACCCACCAAUAAGACUGCCAAUGAAUCACUGUAUAUGGAGUAUGCCAUUUAUAUGCUCGAAAACAUUGGUCGUAUUUUCAGCUUUUACAAUCAAGAAACUGCAAAAGAAGCCUUUUUCUUAUACCAGGGUCGUCAACGAGCACCGGAACGAAUGGUGAAAAUGUUGUUAGAUGGUACCAAGAAAUACAACAAGGAGUCAAGAGGAAACAAACGAAAAAGAACAAAAAACAAAGGGAAGUGGAAGAAGAAGGGGAAUAAGUCCGGAAAUAAGGAUAAAGGAAAGAGAAAAAUGGCACCGAAAACAACAGAAACAAGUGGCAUGUUUGGGAAGGACCAUGUGAAGAUAAAAACGGUCCGGACUGGUGUCACUGGUAUUCUAUACAGAACGUUGAAAAGAAGAGAGAGGACUGGUGACUUACUCGUUGUGGACAUUGAUGAAUAUUUGACGUCCCAAAUAUGUUCCAAAUGUGAAAGUAGGGCUUUGGGUGGUAUUAGUGGUGCCCGCGGUAAAAGCGUUCUUGUUUGCAAGACGUGCAGAACAUUAUGA
Messenger RNA from Gilbertella persicaria, 1860 nucleotides. RefSeq lists its product as uncharacterized. The coding region runs from base 1 to 1860 and encodes 619 amino acids. The record is from RefSeq and is a predicted model, not a curated record. The transcript has 5 exons. Lineage: Eukaryota; Fungi; Mucoromycota; Mucoromycetes; Mucorales; Choanephoraceae.